AGUAACGGUCCGACUGGGCUGGGAAACCCACCUAAAGGCAAUUAAGGGUAAAGGACGACAAAAAUAUUUGAUAAACUUUUUUCUGGUCGAUUAGAGGAAAGGAUGGCCAUAGAACAUUAGAAUGAAAGACUGAUCGCCCGUGAUAGAAUAGACAGAUAGCGGUCCGAUGUUUCACGGACUUAACCCCCCUUCAGCGAUAUACUCUACGCAUGAACUCUGUCUUCUUCCAAACUUCGAAUGAAAUAGAUUUAGCAGUGAUAUUGGGCUUCUCAUCCAUCCAAAAAAGGUGGCUAAUCGACGAAAGACAUUGGGAAAAGUUGCAGAGAGAGUAUAAGAACAAAAAACGACCACUAUCCGGACAAGACCAACUUGCGCAAAAUGUGAGACAUACCCUUUCACUUAUUUUCUGAAGACGUCGAUGGAUCGAGUGCAUUAAUUAUUGUCAGAAAAACACUUUGGUAGGUCUCGGUCUUUUUAAACGAGAAGUUCUCUUCAUUAGUCUCUCGAACCCCUUUCGCUGGCUGCGGGGAUGGGGGCCGCGCCGGGCUCGGGCUGGGAGGAGGGGGAAUUCGAGUUCAAGUUGGUUUUUGAGGAGGACCCGCCGCGCCAACUCCGGGGCCCAUCCCCGCUGCGCAACGCCGACCAGGAGCACAACAUCGCGGGAGAGAGGACAGUGAGCGCCCUGUCGCUCCCGGAACCGAUUAAUACUGACAGCCAUUUGGCUGCCACUCACGUAGGUCAGUCAAUUGGCAUCCCUACCCCACCUUGUUCUUCAGCUACACAACGAGCUGGGAUGCAUUCUCCGCCCCCCAGACGUGCCUUGGUGAGGGAAUUCAGCGGGACUUAUGAGAGUCUUCCAGCGCGAUCUGUCCAGGUGUCAGAGUCCCGUGUCUUGGAGUGCCCUAGCAUCCAGAUCACAACUAUCUCCCCAGAGGACGACUCUGCUCCGGCGGGGGGUAACUACUGGGACACAGGGGGUGGAUGGGACAGGGAGCGCCUCUACCUCCCCCUACUGGACCCGUUCUGCUACCGUGAGGGUGGCACCAGCGCUGGAUCCCUCAGUCCAAGCCCGGCGUCCAGCCCCUCUUCUCGAGGCUGGCUCAGUCCUGCGUCCAGCUGUGAUUCGCUGCUAGUGGAGGAGGAGGAGCUCAGUGAUGCCACCGCUCACUUCUGCCUGUUGCCCUCCUCACGGCCAACCUCCCCAGGUGGUAAGAAGCGCAGAAACUCCCCCUUGGCUUCCCCUUGCACCUCCCGCAGGAGCAGCUGCUCUGAGGACCACUCCUGUACCUCAGAUGGAGGGGACUCCAUCUCUCAGUCACAGGGUAUCAACAGCAGCUUUGAGCUGAGCAUCCCACAGAAGACCAGGAAAACUUCACUGGAGCAGGUCUCCCCCAGGGAUGUGGAGCAAGAGCAGUUUCCAGCCCAUAGUUCACACUGCCCACAGCCAGAGCCACUGCAGCAGAGGAGAGAGCCCCCCUCCAUGGGCAUGGACUACCUGUCUGUGCCCCCAGCUCUGGGCUGGGGAAGGACCAGAGCCAGUGGCCACAGCCCUCUGUUCAGAUCCAAUGCUCUGCCACCACUUGAUUGGCCUCUGCCGACUCAGUUUGACCCAUAUGAGCUGCGUAUCGAGGUGCAGCCACGCCCACACCACCGUGCCCACUAUGAGACGGAGGGAAGCAGGGGGGCCGUCAAGGCAUCGCCGGGGGGACAUCCGGUUGUUAAGCUCACUGGGUACACGGAGAGACAGCCACUCUCUCUGCAGGUGUUUGUGGGAACAGCUGAUGACAGGUCAAUCCGGCCACAUCCAUUCUAUCAGAUACACAGGGUGACAGGAAAGAUGGUGGGCACUGCCAGUCAGGAGAGUGUCCAGGCUGGCACUAAAAUACUGGACAUCCCCCUCAACCCAGAGACCAACAUGACCGCCCUCAUUGACUGUGCUGGCAUUCUGAAGCUGAGGAACUCGGACAUCGAGCUGAGGAAAGGAGAGACAGAUGUAGGGAGGAAGAACACGCGUGUGCGCUUGGUGUUUCGUACUCACCUUCCUUUGGCCCCUCCUGUGGCUCAACCUGGACGUGUACUGGUCCUGCAGGUGGCAUCGUUGCCUAUAGAGUGCUCACAGCGCUCUGCUCAGGAGUUGCCCAUAGUGGAGUCGGUCAGUCUCACGUCCUGCUCUGUGGAAGGAGGGGAGGAGCUUCUGUUGGGCGGCUCUAACUUCCUUCCAGUGUCCAGGGUGCUUUUUAUGGAAAGAGGGACAGAUGGAAAGCUACAGUGGGAAGAAGAGGCGCAUGUCGACCGGGACAACAGUAGCGAGUGCUUGCUGUGUGUGCGAGUUCCAGCCUACAGCGACCUCUCAGUGACCCGCCCAGUGUCCGUGUGCCUUUAUGUCUCCAACGGGAAAAGGAAAAGGAGCAGCACUCACUGUUUCAAGUACCUGCCUGUGAUGUUCAAAGAAGAGGACCCUCUGUUGUCACGUCCCUCUGCUUUGGCCCCGGAGGGGGUGACGAUCUGCUCCAUGGGUGGGCCCAGCAGGGGGGACAGGGAUCCUGCUGUUGAUGAGAGAGGCCUUGCCUUCCACCUGCCUCCCUACCCUUCAGCCUAUUCUCCCCCUUACCCAGGGCAGGGCUACCAGGAGGAGUACUCCCACAAGCCUGAAGCUGCUGAGGAGAACCGAGGUUCUCUUUCGGAGAGACAACCCAGCUUUGAGAACUUGGAGCUUGGUUUCACUGAGCUGCUGCCUCCCUUAUACCCUAGAGUCUCUCAGCCUCCCUCUCCUUCACCGUGGCUGGACUCCCCAUACCUGUCCUCCUCCCCCUCUCCAUCCCACUCCUCCUCUCUGAGCCCCUUCCCUGCCAGUAGCCCCAUCUCGUCCUCUCCUCUCCCCCCCAUGACUACCUCCCCCUACCCUCACUGUACUUACCCUCAGGAGGUGUGCCCGUCCCCUCCCUCCAACCCCAGCCCAUAUCAGGACUUCUAUCCACCACCAUACUCCCACUAUGAGGUGUGGGACCACCAGGGCAGGGGACCUGGGGAAAGGGAAACGCCAUCUAAGAUACAGGAGAGCCCCCUGGGAUAUGCCAGGUCAUCUAUUCACCACAUAACAUUAGAAGAAGUGAAUGAGUUCAUAGGGGAAGAUAUCAGGUCAUUCCAACCGAGCACACAGAUGGACAGCCAGCCAGGAUGACAAGCUCAGAUUAAUUCUGUCAGCAUAGUAUGUGGUUAUAGUAUGAAGUGCAUUAUUGAUAUAAUAUCACACCUUUUCCUAUGCACUUAGUUUAUGAUGUAUUGCUCAAACGUGACAAUACCCAAUGGGGAUUAAAUACAAGGGCACAGUUGUAAGUAUGAUUGCAGUUAGCUGUUACAGUUUAUAUAAGGGAGACUAAUGUUUUUAACCUGUUUUCAAUAUAAAUUAUACAAGUAAAUAUGUGUUUG
Esox lucius (northern pike) is the source of this 3429-nucleotide messenger RNA. RefSeq names its product nuclear factor of activated T cells 4 (gene nfatc4). Gene Ontology annotation, cellular component: transcription regulator complex. Gene Ontology annotation, molecular function: RNA polymerase II cis-regulatory region sequence-specific DNA binding; DNA-binding transcription factor activity, RNA polymerase II-specific; transcription factor binding. Gene Ontology annotation, biological process: regulation of transcription by RNA polymerase II; cytokine production; calcineurin-NFAT signaling cascade. Bases 530 to 3181 code for a protein of 883 amino acids. The transcript is spliced from 13 exons. The record is from RefSeq and is a predicted model, not a curated record. Lineage: Eukaryota; Metazoa; Chordata; Actinopteri; Esociformes; Esocidae.